Molecule: messenger RNA, 4322 nt
Organism: Ornithorhynchus anatinus (platypus)
Lineage: Eukaryota; Metazoa; Chordata; Mammalia; Monotremata; Ornithorhynchidae
Gene: FMR1
Product: FMRP translational regulator 1
Exons: 17
Coding region: 108-2003 (631 amino acids)
Biological process (GO): regulation of modification of synaptic structure; positive regulation of translation; central nervous system development
Cellular component (GO): neuronal ribonucleoprotein granule; growth cone; postsynaptic density
Molecular function (GO): protein homodimerization activity; translation regulator activity; mRNA 3'-UTR binding
Source: RefSeq, a predicted model, not a curated record
GAGGAGGAGGAGCGGCAGCGGGAGGAGGAGGAGCAGCGGGUUCGAGGCCUGGUCCCGGCGGCGGCGGCGGCGGCGGCAUCGAGUUCGAGGCCUUGACGGGCGGGAAGAUGGAGGAGCUGGUCGUGGAGGUGCGGGGCUCCAACGGCGCCUUCUACAAGGCAUUUGUAAAGGACGUGCAUGAAGAUUCGAUAACUGUUGCAUUUGAAAACAACUGGCAGCCUGAGAGACAAAUUCCAUUCCAUGAUGUGAGAUUCCCACCUCCGGCAGGUUAUAAUAAAGAUAUAAAUGAAAGUGACGAAGUUGAGGUUUAUUCCAGAGCAAAUGAAAAAGAACCAUGCUGCUGGUGGCUGGCUAAAGUGAGAAUGAUAAAGGGUGAGUUUUAUGUAAUAGAGUAUGCAGCUUGUGAUGCCACUUAUAAUGAAAUUGUCACAAUUGAGCGCUUAAGAUCUGUGAAUCCCAACAAACCUGCAACAAAAGACACUUUCCAUAAGAUCAAACUGGAAGUUCCAGAAGACUUACGGCAGAUGUGUGCCAAAGAAUCAGCACAUAAAGAUUUCAAAAAAGCAGUGGGAGCUUUUUCUGUAACGUAUGAUUCUGAAAAUUAUCAGCUUAUCAUUUUGUCAAUAAGUGAAGUAACAACGAAGCGAGCAAACAUGCUGAUUGAUAUGCACUUUCGAAGUCUUCGCACUAAGUUGUCUCUGAUAUUAAGGAAUGAAGAAGCUAGUAAGCAACUGGAGAGUUCCCGGCAGCUUGCCUCAAGAUUCCACGAACAGUUUGUUGUACGUGAAGAUCUGAUGGGUCUAGCCAUUGGCACUCAUGGGGCCAACAUUCAGCAAGCAAGGAAAGUCCCUGGAGUCACUGCUAUUGAUUUAGAUGAAGACACCUGCACGUUUCAUAUUUAUGGAGAGGAUCAAGAUGCAGUGAAGAAAGCUAGAAGUUACCUUGAAUUUGCUGAAGAUGUAAUACAAGUUCCAAGGAACUUAGUAGGAAAAGUGAUAGGAAAAAAUGGAAAACUGAUUCAGGAGAUAGUGGACAAAUCAGGUGUUGUGAGAGUGAGAAUCGAGGCCGAAAAUGAUAAAAAUAUUCCACAAGAAGAGGAAAUUAUACCACAAAAUUCCCUAUCUUCCAAUAAUUCAAGGGGUGGACCUAAACCCUCAGAAGCAAAGAAACUCUUAGAUAUAAAGGAAAGCAGCACCCAUUUUUCUCAGCCCAGCAGUACAAAAGUCCAAAGGGUGUUAGUGGUUUCAUCAACUGUAGCAGGGGAAUCACAGAAACCUGAAAUCAAGCCUUGGCAGGGAAUGGUACCAUUUGUUUUUGUGGGAACAAAGGACAGCAUCACCAAUGCGACUGUUCUUUUGGAUUAUCACCUUAACUAUUUAAAGGAAGUAGAUCAACUCCGCUUGGAAAGGUUGCAAAUUGAUGAGCAGUUGAGGCAGAUUGGAGCUAGUUCUAGACCUCCACCAAAUCGUACAGAUAAGGAUAAAGGUUACAUGACCGACGAUGGUCCAGGACUUGGGCGAGGGAGCCGACCUUACCGAAAUAGAGGACAUGGAAGGCGUGGUCCCGGUUAUGCUUCAGGGACUAACUCUGAAGCAUCAAAUGCUUCUGAAACAGAAUCUGACCACCGAGAUGAACUUAGUGACUGGUCAUUAGCCCCAGCAGAGGAAGAAAGGGACAAUUACCUACGCAGAGGAGAUGGGCGAAGACGUGGAGGUGGUGCACGAGGACAAGGAGGAAGGGGUCGUGGAGGUUUUAAAGGAAAUGAUGAUCAGUCUCGAUCAGAUAAUCGUCAGCGUAACACAAGAGAUCCUAAAGGAAGAACAGCAGAUGGAUCACUUCAGAUCAGAAUUGACUGCAAUAAUGAACGAAGUGUCCACACUAAAACAUUACAGAAUACCUCCAGUGAAGGUAGUCGGCUGCGCACGGGUAAAGAGCGUAAUCAGAAGAAAGAAAAAUCGGACAGCGUGGAAGCCCAGCAACCGUUGGUGAAUGGAGUGCCCUAAAUGGAAUCAUUCUCAAGUCACAUUUCCUAUACUGUUUCAGUAAUUCUUAUUCCACAUUAGAGAAACUUUGUUAGGCCAAAGACAAAUAGUAGGCAAGAUGGCGCAGGGCAUGAAAUGAACAGAAAAGUUCUAUUACCCUUUUUUAACAUCAGCUGUAAGCAGUUGUUUUCAGAAUAAGAAGUUAUACAAACAUUUGCAUAAAAUAUCUUGUACUUCUGAAAAAUGCUUUCAAGUACAUAUUGCACUUCAAAAAAUAAGAGGUUUUUUUGUUAUAAAAAUACUGACUGUGCAUUGGUAUAUACUUUCUGUUCAGUUGUACCAUUUUAAUGCAUUGGGUCAAAAUCACUGCUAAAAUUCAUUUUUUUCUGAAUAAAUAGUGUUUGCAGUAAUCAAAUUGGGCUUCUGUUUUCAAUCUAACUUGGAAGUUCUUCAUGAAAUGCUAUGUCGUUUCAUGUCCUGUGUCAGUUCAUGUUUAGGUCCGCUUUUCCAAUAUUUUAGUGGACCCUGAAAUAUGUGUGAUGUAACAAUUGUCAUUUUCAUUAGCAAAAAAAAAAUAAAAAAAGUUGUAUGAUCUGUGCCUUUUUUAUAUCUUGGCAGGUAGGAAUAUUAUAUUCGGAUACAGAAAUCAGGGAAGAUGAGUUGGAAACACUAAAUGUAAAAUAUAUGUAGCAAACCCUGUCAGACAUUAGUACUUUAUAGAAGAAUGCAUGCUUUCCAUAAUUUUCUUUACAUAAACAUCAGGUUAGGCAGUAUAAAGAAUAGGAUUUUUUUUUUUUUUUGCACUGAAGAUUGGCAGAUAGUGUUAUCGAGGGGGAAGUGUAAUUUUUCUUUAUAGACAGGAUGAGAAAUAACUAUCUUUCCUUUUGAAAGAGUCAGAAUCCUUUGACUAGGAACAAAUCUUCCUGCUCAUGAGCUAGAGGAAUAUGCCUGCUGUUUGGCCAGAUGACCAAUUUAAACUUAGAGCCUUUAUUAUUUCACCCUCCCAAAAUAAGUGGAAUUGUUUUUCAUACUUUUAAUUUCAAGCUUAUCUCAGGGGAGGUAGGAAGGUAAUUUCCAUGUGUGAUUGAUACCCUUUGCAGUGCAGGUGUAUUAUGUCUUAAGUAACAUUGGGGGCAGGUUAAAUUUAAGUUUUGAAGUACAAGGUUUGAUCCACAAGAAGAAUUAGAAGGCAUUCUAGAAUUUGACAGGUCGAUAAAUAAAGCGGGAAGGGGUGUGGUAUAAUUAUCCUUUUUCAUUUUUCUUCUUUUGGAUCAAGAUUGAAAUUUACUGGGGAAAACUGUGAGAGGGCCUUCAUUUUAAGAUGUUCUAUUUUUCUUAAAAUUACUCCAGUAGGGGAGCCACUGAUUAUGUACAGAGCUGUACAAACCUGAACCUGCCUCUGAUGUGUUUUGUGAGUUUUGUUUCUUUGCUUUUUCAUUCAACUGUUACUUUUCCUUGCAUACAAGUAAGCAUAUAAAAAAUGGCAACAAACUGCACAUGAAUUAACAAAUAUAAAAAUGUCUUAAAAAGUAUUGCCAAACAUUAAUGUUGAUUUCUAGUUAUUUAUUUUGGGAAUGUAUAGUAUUUGAAAACAGAAAUUGGUACCUUGCACACAUCAUCUGUAAGCUGUUUGGUUUAAAAUACUGUAGAUAAUUAACCAAGGUAGAAUGACCUUGUAAUGUAACUGCUCUUGGGCAAUAUUCUCUGUACAUAUUAGCUACAACAGAUUGGAUUUUAUGUUGACAUUUGUUUGGUUAUAGUGCAAUAUAUUUUGUAUGCAAGCAGUUUCAAUAAAGUUUGAUCUUCCUCUGCUAACUGAUGUUGAUGCAAUCUUUAUAAAUGAUUGCUUUUAAAAACAACUUAUAAAAUAGGGAAAGAAGCCUAUAAAAAUAUAUUCUAUGUUACAAAGUUUAACUGUAACCGUUGCUAUUUAACAUGUUGUAGAAAGUUUCCAGUUGCCUACCAGUUUUCAAUAAUCCGGCAGAGUGCUCAACGAAAUAAGAUGUCAUUGGUGAAAUGGUACAAAACUUUGUCCCAUUACAAUAUGCACUAUAUGUAUAUUUUUUACACUCCAAGGCUGAAAGUUUAGUAAGGCGCUAUCUAGCUUAAAUGUGAAUUACUACAACUGUAAUUUGAUAGGUUCAUCACAUGCUGUUUUAAAAUGGAGGUGGGGUAAAGAAACAUUUUACAGUAUUUGUGUGCUAAAGUUAAACAUGUAUGUCAUUCAGUUCAAAAUCCUGAUGUUUUUUAAGUCUUAUUAAAUAAUUUCAAAAAUCUGAAAAUUGUAAAUCUAGAUGUAAAAAUUUAUUAAAAAAUCAUGCUUGUGACAAAGCAAAAAAA